Molecule: messenger RNA, 474 nt
Organism: Austrofundulus limnaeus
Lineage: Eukaryota; Metazoa; Chordata; Actinopteri; Cyprinodontiformes; Rivulidae
Product: calmegin
Source: RefSeq, a predicted model, not a curated record
GUGUGUGUGUGUGUGUGUGUGUGUGUGUGUGUGUGUGUGUGUGUGUGUGUGUGUGUGUGUUAACUGCAGUGUAAUAAUGUGGUAACUGUAUAACUAGUUGUGUUAGCAGUGAUUUAGGACCAAAGUCCACCUCCACUACAACAGAGCAGGAAGAGACUUGAGGAAACACAGAAAACUGUUAUAAAAAGAUGGAGAACAGUUUGGUGAUGAUGUGUGUGAUGCUGCUGGCUCCAGUGUCUGCUGCUGAACAGGCUGGACUCAUGGAGAGCAUCCUGCUGUCCAUCCACCAUCGUCCCUGGCUCAUGGGCCUUUACGUCUUCGUCGUUGGACUUCCCAUCAUCCUUUUCAUAAGCUUCAUGUGGCCUGAUAAGAGGUUUGGACCACCAGAUCAGCCGUAUUAUUAUAAGAAGUCAGAUGAGAUUCAACCAGACGAUCCUGAGACGUCACCGCUGAGGAGCUCAGCACAUGUCAAAG